GAUUUGCUUGCACAAGCUCCUUUCAAUUCUAACUAAACUCCUCCCUCAUUCCAUUCCAGCGAUUCAUGCAUGUUCCUUUUUUUUUUCUUCUCAUUCUCCUAAACCUCUCACUCUCUCUUCCGCGACUAGAAAGAAUAGAAAAACCUCACAUUGACUCGGUGGAUAUCUUCAAGAUAAACCCCUUUUUGUUUUGGCAUCCUUGUCUGUCCAGUCUCUACAAACAGUUUAAACCCACCCUCCCCACGUUACGUUUGAACGGGCACACUACAGAUAUACAUAACCCAAAACGAACGACUUGGCAUCUUCCGUUCCCGAAAGGCCAUACUCACUCACAGAUCGAUUAAUCAUGUGUUGAAAAGAGCGACUGCUUUUACUACUCUUCGACGUUCUCUUCUUUUUUUCUUCGUCGACUAGUCUCACCAAAAAUAAACCGUCGCCUGCCCCGCGAUCGACCACCUCUUUCUUUUCCACUACCGCAUUCGUCAUCCCUUUCGCCCUCAGAACCCUGCGCAUUUCGAUUUCUGUCGCUGGCGUCAGAUUUCUGCGCCGUAAUCGGCUACGAUCAUUCCACCGUUGAAUCACCGACGACAUGCCCAAGAUGCUUGCGCCUGGGUUCAGGACGCGGCGCACCUCUUCCUUCAUUCGAUUCGGCGCCCUCGCUGCUCUCGUCCUCCUUGCGUUUUGGUCUUUCAGCAAUCGCUCUCCUGCGCCGUCUCUGCUACCGAUACAGAAAUCACAACCUGCUGCUGCUGAGGGCGCUGGUUCUUUUCCUGUGAAGGCAGCAGAGCAACCUUUCUCAAACAAACCCGUGCAGGGCGCUCAUCCGAUUGACAAGCUAAUCAACGACGGCGGAAAACGAUACAAAGACAUCCUCUCCAGAGAAUCGCAUACCCUCGAAGAAGCAGCCCAAGCGUACCGUAAACGCCGUGGUCGUCAUCCCCCGCCAGGUUUCGACAAAUGGUGGGAUUUCGCCAAGCAGAACAACGCCAUUGUGGUGGAGGAGUUCUGGGAUCAGGUCUACCACGAUAUCGACCCGUUUUGGGGCGUUCCUCAGCCUAUCAUCCGAAAAGAGGCGUACAGCUUUGAGAUGUCGAUCCACAUUCGAAACGGUAAAGCCAAUUCAACGAGUGAUUGGUUCUGGACGUUGAUCUGGCUUGAUAUGAUUCGCUCCAUCGAACAUAUGGUUCCUGAUCUGGAUAUGCCGUUGAAUGCGAUGGACGAACCCCGUCUUGUGGUGCCGUGGGAGGAUAUUGAUGGAUACAUGACCAAGGGCGCUGCGUCGAGGAGUCUGUGGCCUGCGAAGGAGGUUGUCUCAGAGUUUCAGAAGCUUCCUACCGCUGGGCGACAUGACAGGGACGUCAGAAUUCCUUUCAAGCGAUGGGAAAAGACCAGCCCAUACUGGCCAAUUGCCCGUCGAGGAUGUCCCCCAGACAGUCCAGCCCGUCAAGCGCCUCUAAAAGAAUCCUUCAACCAUCCCCCCGAAAUCGACAUCUCCAACGCGGAGAAGCACUCUUUCGCAGGCUACGUCUCCAACUUUACAUUAUCGAGUGAAAUCUGCCACCAACCCGACCUCCAAGGCCUAAACGGUCUUUUGAUCAACCCCAUCUCAGUUUCUUCUACAAAAGUCCUGUUUCCUAUGUUUGGCGGCUCGAAACUCGCCAUCAACAACGAAAUUCUGCUCCCGCCGCCGAUUUACUGGAAGGGAGAAGAUCGCUUCACGGGCGGUGAGGAUAAUGAUGUGGAGUGGCAGAAUAAGGGAAACACUGUGGUCUGGCGCGGCGUCGCGACGGGAGGCAAGAAUAAGCCUGAGAACUGGCGCGGUUUCCACCGUCAUCGAUUUGUCUCGAUGCUCAACCAGACAAAGGUUUCAGCUGUUGAGCACGGCAAGGAGAAACCAGAGAAUUUCGUCCUUCCGUCGGAGCAGUAUCAUCUUCACGCGCAAGCUGAUGGUCGUCUUGGGGAGUGGGUCGGCGAGUGGUCUGAAGUAGGCUUCGUGGAUCUCAUGUGCUCACCCUCUGAAGAAGACGGACGUUGCUGGUACACGGAUCACUACUUCGCCAAGGUUGACGGCAUGGACAUGCACGAGCAGUUCGACUACAAAUACGUUCCCGAUAUCGACGGAAACUCUUUCUCAGGUCGUUACCUCGGCUUCCUCAACUCGACAUCCCUCCCCAUAAAAGCAACCCUCUUCAGAGAGUGGCACGACAGCCGUCUCGUGCCCUGGGUGCACUUCGUCCCCAUGGACAACAGAUUCCAGGACUUUUACGGCAUAAUGGAGUAUUUCAGAGGAUACGGCGAAACAAGCGGUCACGACAAGGCUGCGCAGCGAAUUGCGCUCGAGGGAAAGGAGUGGGCGAAUAAAGUACUAAGAAAAGAGGACAUGCAGAUCUAUGUGCUGCGGUUGCUGUUGGAGUAUGGGCGGGUCAUUGCGGAUGAUAGGGAUAAGAUGGGGUGGGUUGACGAUGCGCUCAAGGAUCCGUCUAUCGAAAAGACGUGGAGCAAGUUGAAGAUAUGAUACAUCAUUGUGUGGAGUUGGCCUUGAUUUGGGAGGCGAUGGCGUUCUGGCGUGGUUUUAUUUUUGAUGCAUGUCGUUUUGCUCUACGGACAACGACCGGGGUUUAUGGCAUCUAAGUCAAGUACAGUACUUAAAUUACAGCUGAGAAUGAGUUCUCAGUUUAUUGUAUCAAUUAUCAUGAUGUACAAUUCUAUUUUGUCUAUGGUACAUUUAAAAUCUUUUAUGUGUCGCU
Molecule: messenger RNA, 2747 nt
Organism: Fusarium verticillioides 7600
Lineage: Eukaryota; Fungi; Ascomycota; Sordariomycetes; Hypocreales; Nectriaceae
Exons: 3
Coding region: 590-2515 (641 amino acids)
Source: RefSeq, a predicted model, not a curated record